UUCUCAUGUUGAAGACGAUUUCCCUUUGUAUUGAUGUCGCAAUUAUUGCCAACACAUCUCCGACAGAUUUGGAUAGUCUCUCUAGGCAAUGGAAAUAUAACUUUUCAAAACGUCCUACCUGGUACGAUGCUGGUAUGGCAUUGCAUCAGAUUAUCAGAGGGAAAGCUGUUGGCUUUAGGGCGCCGCUCUAUUCGCGCAUAUUCAUUCAACAUUCCCUAUUUCGUGCCGGUUGUUUUGUUCAAAGGCGAGCCUGGUUCAUAAUUGUUACAUUGAUGACCUUUUUCUCUUUUUGUUGCUUUGGACUUCGGUACGUGAAUGUGGAAACCGACAUUGUUAAAUUAUGGGUUUCUGAAGGUGGACGUCUAAAUGAAGAACUCAAAUUCCUAACUACACUUCAAAAUCGGUCACGUGACACUUACAAAUUGGAUGAAUCUUAUCUUUUAAGAAACUUUGAACGAGAUGAUUCCGAUCCCCGACUUGGUCUUAUACCAGAAGAUGACGCUCCUAUGGCUUCUUAUCAGGUUCUUAUACAAACUGCCGAUCCUAAUUCACGCGAGCAUAACGUUCUCUCUAGAAUCGAUUUGCUUAAGCAUGUUAAUUUGUUAAAGGAAAUUACGCAAAUGCGCGUUUUCAAAUUUGGCCGUUAUUGGCGUCUUGAGGAUAUUUGCUUCAAGCCUGGCUCUCUUGAUAUUUCUAACAGUUCAAUUGCACAUGCUUUGAAGCCUACGUUAGAGCGACUCGUCCCCUGUGUCUGGAUUAGUCCUAUUGACUGUUUUUUCGAAGGUGCUAAACCUCUUGGUCCUUCGCCGCCAAUUAAAUUGAAAAAUAUUCCGUUUGGACCACUUCUCAAUAUGUUACUUUCUGACAUGCCUGAUGAGGCUACUUGGGCAAACUUAAAUCCUGAACAAAUAAUACAGCAGGUUGCAGGCACUUUUGAUCUUGGAACUAUCAAUAACUUUUUCUUACGUUCGGGAAUUGGAACUGGAUAUUUACAAAGGACAUGCAUUGAUCCGCUGGAUCCGAACUGCCCUAAAACUGCGCCAAAUUUUUAUAAUUCUUGUGAAGCAAUUUUGCAUCUGGAGCAGAGUUUAUCACAUCAAAAUUCCACUUUAACCGAAUUUCUUUCGCCCUUUACCACCUCCAAGGAUUCUGAAAUGAAUCUUCAUCAACCGACAUCUGCUUUAGACAUUCUUGGAGCGCUAUUUUUUAAUCAACGGUUAAAUGAAAAUAAAACGGAAAAGGGUUUAUCUUCACGAUCUACUUGUGAGAAAUAUAGAACUCCGUUUUUGCGUUGGAUGGCUUCAGAAUGGGAUAAGGCAAAGCAGCAAUUUCCAUCUAAUUUUUUACCAACUUUUCCCAACUAUGGGCUUUUGAUGAAAAAUGGUUGUAAUGGAAUAGCGAAAAAUGUAAUGAAUUGGCCAGCUGAAAUGAUUCUUGGCGGAAUUCGCCAAAUUGGAAAUAACGUCGAAGCGGAUGCUCUACAGUCAGUCAUUCUUGUUGCUACUCCAACGGAUGUCUUUCGACGUUUUAAGGAUUCGAACAUAUUUUCUGGUAUAAACUCGACUUUAUCUUCCAAAGAUUGGUCUCCUCUUACUGCUCGUGAUAUCAUUCAAGAUUGGGCUCGUGCGUUUACGGAUAAAAUUUACAACCAUGAUUUAAAUAAAAAUGGUCAUCGUGUCGUACAUUCUUUAGCGUCCAAUUCAAUUUCUGAUAUGUUGGCAGAGUUUUGUGAUUUUAAUUAUGCAAUUAUUCUUGUUGGUUAUUUAUUGAUGCUUGUUUAUGCCCUUUAUUCUCAAUGCCGUUUUGAUGGUUGUUGCUCACUUGGUGUAGAAUCUGCUGUGGGGCUUGCAUUAGCGGGUGUAUUAACUGUUACACUCAGCAGUGUUGCCGGUCUGGGUAUUUCAACAUGGUUUGAUAUCCAUUUCAAUGCUGCAACAACUCAAAUUGUUCCUUUUUUGGCACUAGGCAUUGGAGUUGAUAAUAUGUUUAUGCUUUUGCAUUCUUACCCCGAGGUCGUUUCAAAUGUGAAUCGAAAUGAGCUUGGAUUUCUUCUCAAGCAGACUGGAACCAUUUUGCCAAUACCGGCAUUGCGGUCUUUUUGCGCACAAACAGCUAUUUUGUUGUCAGUUAAUCUGGUUGGUAUCUUUCUCAUCUAUCCUGCUUUUAUUGCUUUGGAUUUAAAGAGGCGUAAAGCUGGAAGGAGGGAUUUGGCGUUUUUAGCUUAUUAUUGUCUCUGUAUGGAUGAAAGUGUUGGAACUGUUCAGCAUUAUCAACACCAAAAUAAUGACAACAAUGGAGUAACUCAUCAAGAAUUAAUAAAUGCGACAAGUGAUUAUGAAUGCGCCAGUCCGCCUUAUUUACCGGCAGAUUUGGACAAAACUGUUAGUAGUUGCAAACACCCAGAAAUUGUUUAUACCCAACCAAAGAUCAACAACGUUCAUCAAUUUAAACGUACCAGAAAACGAAAACAAAAGAAGUCCUAUAGAAUGUAUACUCUUCAAGGCUUUCUUCAUAUUGUUUACAUUCCAUUAUUAAAAUACACGACUUUUAAGAUUGGUGUGCUACUAUCAGCUUUCGGACUGUUUCUUUUGAGUCUUUACGGAAUAAGCCAUUCAACUAUUGGUCUUGAGUUAAGUGACAUUUUACCUGAAAAUUCGGCACCAGCUGACUUUUUAAGAACACGCGAUCGUUAUUUCUCGUUCUAUCCUAUGAGUAUUGUGUUGCAUGGUUAUUCACGUUUUGUUGUCAAGCUGGCUGAUGGUGAACCUUCUGAACGAUAUUGGCUUCAGCUAUUUCGAGACUGGCUUAUUGGAAUGCAGCAACGCUUAGAUAAUGCUAAAAUUCAAUUUGGUGAUUUAAAUUCUGCAAAUUUAACUUCGUCAAUGAUUGGCAAUCCUGACUUACAAAUUGCUUUUUCUCUGGCAUGUUCUUAUGGAGAAAAUUAUGAUUGCGAUCGGGUUAACUUUGUGCGUUUAAUUGAUGAGAGUGGGACAAUCAACUCUGAUGGUUUUUACAAUUAUCUGUAUGGAUGGCAUGAAUAUGAACAAAUGUUCUAUGCUGUUUCUCAAGCAAGUUUUUAUCCUCGAUUGAAAAAACUACGUCAAGGAACUCCCGGAAAUAUGAAAUAUCGUUAUUUUAUUCCACCUGCACCAAAGCCACUAUUCAGCCGUAUUCCUUUCUAUCUUUCUGGGUUGCAUGAUACGCCGACCAUAAUGCAAAUGAUUCACGAUAUUCGAUCUAUUAGCGAGAAUUACACUCGCAUGGGAUUGGUCAAUCACCCCGAGGGUGUGCCAUUCACUUUUUGUUUAAUAAUUUUCAAUCCAUGGGCCGCUGGGAUAGUCACUUUGGUUGUGUUGAGCAUGACUGUGGAAUUGGCUGGUUUUAUGGGGUUGGCACAUGUCAAGUUAAAUCCUAUUUCUGCUGUUACGUUGAUAACGGCUGUCGGUAUUGGAGUCGAAUUCACUGCUCAUGUAGUUUUGGCUUUCCUCACUUCGUUAGGUACUCGGCAUGAACGAAUGGAGGAAUGUUUAAAACAUAUGUUCGUCCCAGUAAUUCAUGGCGGAAUGAGCACUCUUUUGGGCAUUGUGAUGUUAGCCUUUUCUCAAUUUGACUUCGUUUUUAAAUACUUUUUUGUGGUUAUGACUGCACUAGUAAUUAUUGGAAUGUUAAAUGGUCUUGCACUUUUGCCUGUUAUUCUUUCGAUAAUUGGACCACCCUGUGAGAUAAAACCGGUCGGUGAUGGCGCAGUUAAUCGCCUUAGAUGCCUAUCUGUCAACGACAAACCAAGGCUUAAACAAUUGACAGCCUCUACCAAAUUCUAUUUACCUUCUUCUAACCUAUCAACAUUUCACCAUUAA
This is a messenger RNA of Meloidogyne enterolobii, 3857 nucleotides long. The record is from the annotation of a GenBank genome assembly. NCBI's taxonomy places the organism in Eukaryota, Metazoa, Nematoda, Chromadorea, Rhabditida, Meloidogynidae.